AUGGAUCAUAUUCAGGCUCUGGUAUGCAAUGCAUCUGAUUGUUUCGGCAGUGGAAAUCUAAAGAGUUCCUAUGACUUGUAUCUCAGGGCGCUGGAUGCCGCUAUCAUAGAGCUUCGACAAAUUAAAUUCAUUGAUCAAUAUGCAAUAUGUGAUAGUACUGAUGGCUUAUUCGCACUUGCGAAAACGUGUUUGGAUCACACACAAACCAUCUUGACAGAAUCACAAGGUCGACGACCAACACAGCAACAACAGCAACAACCUCCUCCCCCUCCUCCACCACUACCACCUAAACCUCCAUCCAUCAUGCAGCGAUGUACGACAACAGUGAAAACAACGCAGGACGAACUUAAGCCUCGAGCACGAAUAUACAAUACAAACAACAACAGCAGCCCACCAGCAUCUCCUCUUCUCUUAUCCGCUCCAAUCCACGCUGUAAAGAACCUCAUUUCUACAAAUACAACUAGCUCAACAUACAAAAAAGCGGACAUGCAUCAUCAUUCCCCCCAACACGAUGAGCUUGUACAAAUGGCAAGUGGUGCUAUAGAUCCAUCAUGUGUUGUUGAAGCCCAAUCAGAUGACCUUGUUGCCGUCGGGAGCAACGGUAUCAGCACCCUGCCACCAACAACAAUGAUCGGCACUUGUACGACAGCCGAACCCAUACCGUCGAUCCCACAAGCACCAUUGAUGAUCAUUUAUCACUCUUUACAACAAAAACUUGAUUACUACGAACGCCACAAGUUGCCGAUUGCCGAUGUAAAGCAGUCUUUGAAUCGUGUGCGUCAUAUACAUAUGUCAGCCACCACCGUACCCACUAUCCUUCAAUUCGCCCCCAUCAUUGUAGCCUAUCAACUCACGCUGAUUGAUUCAGCCAUCUUUCGACAUAUACAGCCAUCCGCUUUACUUAAGCAUCAACCCCCAAAGGCACCACAUCCAGCUAUUGUUGCAUCAACCGAUUUCUUCAAUUACCUCACACGUUUAAUUGAACAUGCUAUUCUGUUGCAGCAAGAAGCCUCUGGACGUGCACAGCAAAUCAACUACUGGGUCAAGAUUGCAUGGAAGUGUCAUGAUCUUCGCAAUUUUCAAACGACCAAAGCCAUUGUAUCAGCAUUAGGUACACCACCCAUUCAACGCUUGAAGCGUUCAUGGGCUUUUGUACCCAAGAAAGCGAUGGCUCGUCUUGAGUUGCUAUCCGACAUCUUAUCUGAAAAAGCCAACUAUGAGCAAUAUCGAGAACGUUUAUUACAGCAAUCAUCCAAUGAUCCCGUUGUUCCUUUUCUUGGUCUCUUUAUGCAUGAUCUUACUUAUCUCCAUGCAUGUGGGCGUAAGGCUGACCAUGUGCUUACCCAAUUCGCCACGCUGCAAAGUCAUCCACCUUAUACCUCGGCACUCCCUUCGGCGUAUAGCAAAGAUCUCAGCAAGAAGUAUCGCACAAGCAGCGUCGAAAUGCAACAAUGCCUGGUAACCCAAUAUCUGUUGACCAGAUCAUGGGUGAGUGAAAAAGUGGUGGAUGAAUUAAGUCAACUUCGAGAACCACCUGCCAAAGUCAUACGAAGCAACUCGGCUGUGGAUGAAUCAUCCCCUUCAAGUGUUUGGAGCAGCACAGGCAGCUUGCUUUCAUUUGUUGCCAACAGCACCAAUAGCAGCGUGUAUAGCCGACCUGUGAGUUUGGAUGAUGAGGAUGAUGAUGAUGACAUGGCAUGUUGUGAUCACGAGUCAUAUAAACGACAUGCAUGGAUGCUCGGUCGCAAAAGCGUGGAUAACAACAGCAACAACAAUGGGAAUCAUAUCAAGAAACGACAACAAUUUCGAUUAUCACGUCAUUUUUCAUUUGAAGAUUUGGAUGGUCAUCGUAAUAAGCAACAACAGCAACAACAAGGCUUGUCCUUGUUCCGUAAGGAUUUUACAUUUUGGCGUAGUGCUCCACGAAUGGAUGAUUCUCAACUCCCGCAUCACCCCCUUGACCAAGAUCCCAUGUACCAGCAACCACAGCAACCACAACAACGCAACAGCAUCAGUAUUGCAUGA
Lichtheimia ornata is the source of this 2025-nucleotide messenger RNA. RefSeq lists its product as uncharacterized. The transcript is spliced from 4 exons. The record is from RefSeq and is a predicted model, not a curated record. Lineage: Eukaryota; Fungi; Mucoromycota; Mucoromycetes; Mucorales; Lichtheimiaceae. Gene Ontology annotation, molecular function: guanyl-nucleotide exchange factor activity. Gene Ontology annotation, cellular component: plasma membrane. Gene Ontology annotation, biological process: Ras protein signal transduction; positive regulation of GTPase activity. Bases 1 to 2025 code for a protein of 674 amino acids.